Entrophospora candida is the source of this 207-nucleotide messenger RNA. Lineage: Eukaryota; Fungi; Glomeromycota; Glomeromycetes; Entrophosporales; Entrophosporaceae. The record is from the annotation of a GenBank genome assembly.
UGGAACUAUUUACAUGAACGUGAUAAUGAAUUAAACAAACAUCUGGACGAAGAUCAAAAGGAUUUAUCUGGGAAUUAUUAUAAGACUCCUGAACCUAUAGAACAAAUUUUUCUGGGUUCUUUAAACUCUUCUGGUUCCAAUGAUGAUGAUGAAGCAAUAGUUAAUAAGUUAAAUAAAUUUGAUUAUCUUACUGGACUGAGAAAGUAG